AUCAUGGCGUCCAGAGCAUCGUCACGUCGAUUUCUUUUUCACGUUCCUUUUUAAGGGGUUAAACUCUAUAUGCAGCCUUCUGAGGAGGAUCAAGGCCAAUCUGUAGUCUUAGCAAGUCAUUCAGGCUUGGGAUUUGUUGCAGUUCACGUAGGUAAAGUCUCCGUCAAGUUACAACAAAACUUUCUGCAGCUUUCUGCGGUCUUACAACACAAUCUUAUUCGCACGAUUAAUCCGAGUUCAAUAUUUGACUUAAGCACUCAUUUAAUUGAUAUUUAUUUAUAAGACAUUGUCAAUAAAAUGAUGUUAGGCAUGGGGUUAUAUCUUUUUCCCACUCACACCCAUUUAGUCCAUGAACAGUCCCGAUUUUUUACUGACGGGAGGGGAGGAGGGGGCAUCUGUACACAGCCUAAUCCUAUUAGGUCCAUAUUCUCUUGAUCAGUUAGGAGGAAACAAGUUUUCACUUGAUAUUUCUGUUAAAAGGUGCUGGAUUUCAUUCCACUGUGCAUGAGGCUGAAUAUAAAGAAGCCUGCAAAUCUGCUUGUACAAAGGUAUAAUAAACUCAGGCACCUCACUUGCUGACCCAUCACACACACAGUGAUUUAUUCCUAACUUGACAUUAUUACAGUCAAACCGGGAAAACUGUGAACACCAGUAAUAUUUCUGGAAUGUUAUUGUGUUGCAAAAAAAAGCCAAUCAGGCAUGACAAAACUGAACCGCAAACAAGAAUGCUAAUAAUUGGUUUGUGGUUUUGUGGCUAGAUCUUUGCUGUGAUUGGUCAUAACACAAUAAACAUUCCUUAGAUAUUCAAGUGUUCACCGUUUUCCCCGUUGUACUAUAAUAAUAUAGAAAUGCAAGUGCAUGUGGAUGUUAAUCUUUUUUGAAACUCGCAGACCACAUCAUGGCAGGACUAUUUAUUAAUUGUCUCUCUAACCCUUAAUUAUCUGUGCAAAUAAUUCUAUGGUGUUACCAUUAAACCCCUGAAUUGUACUUUAUUUUUGGGAUUUUUUACAAAAAGAAUUUGAAUUUUUUUAUAGGUUUUUCUUUGGUCACCAUCAGGGUUAAAAUACCUUAAUUUUUAGUUAUUUUCAUAUUGCAUAGUUAUAUAACAUUCUUAGAAAAAAAAAUAUGCAUGUCUUGCAUAAAAACCUGAAAUGUAUCAACCCUUCUUUCCUUUCAAAGUUGAUUAAAUUAAAGACAUGCCUGCUAAUCUCUGUAAGUUGAAUUUUUAACCAUCUGUUUCUUUUCCAUCCUAGGCCAUUAAGGUGAUAAAAAGAGGCUUAUCAGCAAAAGAAGCUGUUGUAAUUGCAAUAUCUACUUUAGAGGUACAAAAUAACUUUUAUUUAUAAUUUAUUCAUGAAUAUAUGUGGAGUGGGGUAGGGUGGGAUCAUAAAGCAGAACUUUAUUUUCUUACUACAAACCUGAUAUGGUAUAUGGUAAACUUUGAGUUAGUGCCUUGCCUGAAAUCUUGUGGUGUGACCAUUCAAAAGAAACUUCCUGGCCAGUACUUAUGUUUUUAAUUUUAAAAAAAAAUUACAAUAAAAGGUUUGGUAAUGUUAUUGAAGUUUGACUUUGAACCCUUGGUAUGAAAGAAUAUAACCUAUUAAUUAACUCAGUGAUUUGCAAGGAACAUGGUCACAUGGGUAUGUUGUGGUUCAAUGUUAUCCUUGAUUUAAAUUUUUGUUUCCUUAAAUUACUUUUGGGUAUGGUAAUGUAUGAUAAUGACAUGAUAAUGAGUUUGAAACAAAAGAAGAUAAACUUUAAACUGAGGAUAAACUUGAACCACAACAAGUACAUACAAGCUUGUGUAUUCUUAUACUUUAGGACUCCCCUUGUACAAAUGCAGGAACAGGUUCCAAUUUGACCAGAUCAGGUACCGUGGAGUGUGAUGCAUGUAUUAUGGAUGGUGAUUCCUCAGCAUUUGGAGCUGUUGGUGCUUUAAAAGGUUAUUUCUAUUGGGAAUUUAUAUGUUAAAACAUUGAUAAAAAAAUACACUUUAUUUAAAGAGGGUAGCACGGAAUAGUUACAGAAACUAGUAAACUUGUGGCCCUCUGUCUACAUUAAAAUUAGAAAAAACAUAAGAUUCAAAUAUACAAAGUCUAAGUACAAAAUAAAUAAAACUAAGUUGAGUCUUAAGGAGUCUUCAAUAUAUGAGAGAACUUCACCCUUGAUGUGUUUGUAUGCCAUACAACAUUUAGAUCCAUUUUAUCUUGUUAAAAGUUAAGUUUCUGAAGGGAAUUAAACCUUAGCUUCCCAAAGUAUUUGACACUCACAAUAACAUCUUGGUUGCAUACUGAUGAAAUCACUUUAAAUAGAUUUUUCUGAUUUACUUCAAGUGUAUAUUUUGAUAUACAUGUAAUAAAAGUUUAUUGAAAAUUUAUAUUGUAGGAAUAAAGAAUCCCAUACAGGUGGCCAGUAGGCUGUUGACUGAAGAGUUAAAAGGCCCUUCUUCAAAUGGUCUCAUUCCUCCAAUGUAUGUGUUGAAAAUUUAAAUUUUUUUUUUUCUGUUUAAUACCUAGAUGGCUGGUAGUUUUACCCCUUCCAGUGGAAUAUUUCCAUUGGUGUUUCUGUAUCCCUCGCAAAAAGGAAAAGGAGUACAUGCAUGCUGUACUUCCCUUAGAUUAUCUCUGUCAUCAUUGUAAUCCCUAACAUUAUUCAUGACAGUUUAUACUCAUCAUGUUUAAGCUUUCUGGCUGGAGAAGGAGCAUUUAAUUGGGCUCUGGAACAUGGAUUUAAUGAGUGCCAAGAUAAAGAUUUAAUCACAGGUGAAUCUCGCAGUGUUCAUAUUGCAGUGUUUGUGUAUUAAUUUUUAACAAAAUAAAAGUUAAGGUGGAUUAAUUUGAUUUACCAAUACUUUUUGUAAGACAGGAGUUUGCAAACGUGGUGCAAGUGCAAAGCAAGGAUACAGUCCACAAAAAAUGCUGAUGUGUGCCAUAAACCUUGCCAGCUAGAAAACUUGUGCAACUUUUCAUAUGUGAGUACAAAUGUGCAAAACAUGUACAGGGUACAAAUUAAAGGAAUGGUUCAGAGUGUUUUUCUUUUAAACAAACUGUGAAUAAACCAGUUUUCAUCAGAUAAUGCUUUUUGAUGCCUAAGAGAGCUACUGAUAAAUGUGAGUAAACAAUAUUAUAACAGUGUGUUUAUUUACCUCUAGGAAUCUAAUAGUAUGGAUACUGUUGGUGCUGUGUGCAUGGACCGGAACGGCCAACUUUGCGCUGGAGCAUCAAGUGGUGGGGUAAUGUACAAGGUGCCAGGUCGCAUUGGACAGGUCAGUCUUUCUUGUAGAGCCGUUUCUGUAUAAAAUUGUCCCGAGUGUACCUGUAUUCAGUCAUAGUCAGAAAAGGAAACCUGUAGUGUUGUCCCAAAGUAGAACAUCAUGUCCCAUUUUUUCAUUCUUCAUCUUGGAUCCCAGUGCUAGGUUUCUAAACCAUUUUAUGAUGGCAGUGAUCUUUGCAAAUGGCCAAUGUCAGUCCAAAAAUAUGACAUUUCUUAGUCUGGCAUUUUGCUUUCUACCUUUUAACCAAAUAAUUACAGCCCUUUUCAUUAACAUGCAUGUGUUAGGUUUUUGGCUUCCGCCAGUCACCCUUACCCCCUUACACUGUACACUGUACAUGCCUGACACUAUAGGUCUUCUUCAGGGGGUUCAAAAAUUCAUGUCUGAAGAUGUCAAUUUUGUUGGUAUAGAUUUUGACCCAUUGUCAGGGCUUCAAAAAAACCUUAAAAUUCCAUCUUGUCGUUUGGGCAAGCAGCUCUCACAUUUUGCUUUCCUGGGGCCACUAGUUACUUACCUGGACCGUCACUCAGUGAGCAAGUGAACUUCAAAAGUUACUUGCUCAGCAAGAAAAUUUACUUGUCCCAGACUACCAAAUCAGACUUUUUUUAAACUCUUUUUCAUUAACUUCUCUCAGGCAGCCAUUUUCGGCAGUGGAUGCUGGGCAACUAGCCAUGAUGUUAAUGAAGUAGGAGUUGCAUGUUGUACAUCAGGUUUGUUUUAUUUUUUUAUGUUACUUUUUUUGUCACUCCUAGAGCUCUUUCCUACUCUUCAUUACUUACAGAGCAAUACUCUAGUAACAAGGUUGAAUUUGCUACUAGAGCACUCAUUUUGUAUUUGUGUUACUAGGCUGUGGGGAACAUUUGAUCAAGACUCUGCUUGCUAAAGAAUGUGCAAUCUUAGCUUUAAAUAGGUGAGUUAAGACAGUACAAGGCUAGGUAUGCUGACCUUGGUCGAUUGCCCAGAAUGUGAAUGAGGAUAAGCAAUAAUUUCCUUAUUUUUCCCAUACAGGGUUUUUUAUGUUUUUUUGGCCUCUCUAUCCUGAAUGAACUAUGUAGUGUUGGGUUAACCUGUGAUCAGGCGGUCCUUUGCUAACUUUUGUGCUAUCCCCGAAAAAAGGAUGCCUGAUCACCAGUUAAUGUUGGGUGAAACAAGACCUUGUUCUUCAGAAAGAAACAGCAGAGCACACAUUUUGUCUGUUCUCCUGAACAGUGUGCUAAAAUAGAGUUUGUUAAUCUGAUACGGGGUUGGUAUCUUAAGUCUUUUUUAUCUCUUUCCUAAAGAGGGUUAGACAAUGCACAACACACCAGGGUAUCCAAUAUCAUUUCCAAUUGAUUUUGAAUAAGUUUUGGACGAGAAGUUGAGGUGACAUAGAAAACGUACAAAACCUGUCACAAACGUGACUAUUUUCACUCCAAUUAGAAAGUCUCUAAAAAGUUAUUUUUUUGUUUUCCCCAGAGAUGCAGUCUGUGCGGUUCAGGAGGGGCUUGGUAGCAAGUUUUUAGGUAUGUUUUGCCAGUUAAACCAACACUUGAAGACUUCUGAACAAGCCUAAGCCAGUGGCUGUAGCCUUAGCCUGUUGUUCAGAUAACCGGUACACUGCAAAGAGAAGUGAGCUUUUUUUUUCCCUCCAAUUCCUCCAUUUCUCAGCACUCCCCACUAUCUAGAUGCUUAGAACAGGCUAAACCACAAUGUUAAGUAACAAGAACGAAUACUAUUUGGAAUCACAAAAUCUUAGUUUUUAUAUAGUUUGUUUAAAUAAAGGAAUUUUUCUUUCAACACAAGUGUUCUCCACUUCUUUUCCCGUACUUUCCCUGAACUCAUAAUCAACGCAGAUCGCUGUUUUUGACUUCUAUUUAGGUUCAAGUCUUCUUUCAUCCGUGACGAAAAAGUUAGGAGGAGUAUUGUUGCUACGAGUAGAGGGAGGGGAGGGUAAUGAAGGUAAGUGACAGUGCUCCUACGCUAGCGUAGCCUCCCACGCAGGCGUUUUUAGGGGAGCUCGUAUUUCGUGGGGAGGGAAGAAAUACGAGCUCCCCUAAAAACGCCUGCGUGGGAGGCUAACGCUAGCGUUGUCGCACAAAUUUUACACUAAACUCUUAGAAGCUUGACUCUUAAACGAUGCAAGAUUGCUAAAGAAAGUUCUGUGCCAAAGGAAGUUAUUCAUUGACCUGUGUCAGUGUAGGCGUCGAUUCAUUUUCAAAGUAGACUAUCCCAAAAGAAUCUUACCUAGCCUGCGAGCAAGAUGUCGAGGUGAGAAGAUGAUGGAAAAGAGCGAUAGUUCAUAUCCUUGAGGAGCUUUUUCUUUCCAUGCGUGCUCGUCUGUGCGGUUAAAAUCUGCCAUAUUUGUUCGGCAACUCUACAGAUGCCGUUCUAGAUGAUAUCAAUGAUAUAGUGUCACGCUUACUUGUUGUUGGCAACGUUUUCAUUUGAAAGGUCAAAGUGAUGUGGCGCUUGCUACAUAUUUUCACAAAUAUGAUUGGCUACAAAAGCCCUCGCUUUCUUUUUUCAACUAAUCAUGACGUGGGUGUUCUCAUUUUUCCCGCGCUUGGCAGCGGCUACGCGUUUUAGUGCGAAUUCUGAUUGCUUUAUUUCGCCCUGAUUUUGUCAUUGACCAGAGUUUAUUGGCUAAACUAACCGGUUUGACAACCCAUUUGUAUCUCUACAGACUGCACUGUUGAUCUCGUCUGGGGUCAUACAACAGACAGCAUGUGUAUUGGCUACAUGGCAGAACAGGACAAAAAACCAAAAGUACGCAAAGUACUUUAUUUAUAUGCUGGUAGAGUUACUAUUGUUUCUAUAGCUUGCUCGUUCCCUGUGCCCGUUUGUCGGAAGUCCCGGUAACUUUUCGUCCCUGAAAUCAAAUAUUUCAAAUCAAAAUCUUAGCAUUAAAAGUGCAGGUCUCUGCUAAUCUAUUGAAGUCUCUAUUUUGAAUGUAAACAACAACAGCUUUUAUUGCCGGCCUCCUAUCGGGACUUUCGAGAAACGGGCCGCUAGGAAGAGCUUUCUAGCAUGUUAUGUCGUUCUUUAAAAUCUUCAGUCUAUUAAAGGGUACUGUUUGCUUUGGACAAUAUUACAAAUUUAGGAAUAAAAGAUACUACUCUUCCUCUUGAGAUUUUUAAAUGGCUUGAUUAUUACCGUUUCAUCCGUUAUUAACCCCUCGUAAGGUGUAGUUGUAUUUAUCUUCUUCUUUGUUUGUUUUUGUUUUUCAAGGUGCGACUGUCCCGUUUGCAGCCAGGCCAGGUGGUUCCUUUAUCAGUGGAAGGCACAGUUUACAGACUGUCCAAUAGCUAGCAUAGAGUUAGCGUAAAUAGAAUAACCACAAUGAAACAUGAGAGAUCGGUGUUUGUAUCAGUGGGGACAUUUCCAGGUAGGAAGCCUGUGCCGCUGAAUUCCGUCAGUACAUUCAAUGUGUAGGAAGCCUGCGCUACUGAGUUUCGUGCUGCUAGGGCAGUGUCUUUAGAGACAGUGGAACUUUUGGAGGGAGUUUAUCAUAUAAGCAAAAACAAUGUACGCACAGAAUUUGAAACUAAUGCAGUUGUUGGAAAAUAUGGAAAUCACCAAAGUUUUAAAUAAAAGUGUUUCUGUACACUUUCUUCUUCCGCUGAACUAUUUAGUCCCGGUUCGAACGUCGCAUUUCGCAAGUGCCCAAUUUAAUGCUAAUACGGAAAAUCUUUUGUUCUUGCUUAUUUGCAUUAGAUUUGGAGCUUGUGAAAUGUAACGUUCAAACAGGGCCUUACAAGUCUGUGUUGACAUGUUUUAUUCUCGUGAAACUUCAAGAAUGUUGUUUGAGGGGAUAUAAACCGGCCAUAGGGAGUUUUUACAACGAUGAUGGCGGCGGCAACGAAAAUGCCAAAAUAG
Molecule: messenger RNA, 7126 nt
Organism: Porites evermanni
Lineage: Eukaryota; Metazoa; Cnidaria; Anthozoa; Scleractinia; Poritidae
Source: the annotation of a GenBank genome assembly